Molecule: messenger RNA, 1354 nt
Organism: Didymodactylos carnosus
Lineage: Eukaryota; Metazoa; Rotifera; Eurotatoria; Philodinida; Philodinidae
Source: the annotation of a GenBank genome assembly
AGUUGUUUAUGUGGUUUGUGUACUUUGUAUACUUUGAACGAUGUUAAAUUUAAUUCUUUAGCUGCAUGAUACGUGUCAAACACAUAAACCAAAAUCAUUGUAUAACCGUUCAAUAUCAGAUAUAUCAGGGUAAAAUACUUAAAAAUAGCACAGUGAGAGAUAUUUAUAUGUACUACGAAUCAAGAGAUUAUAAUCAAUAUUAAAGGACUCCUUAGCUGCUGACACGGAAUGUUCUGUUUAGUAUUUCUGUUCACUUUUAAUAGUUUUAGAUUUGUAAAUACAGUCUUUAAUACAUGUAAGUCUUCUCUUAAUACUAAUGUAUCCAGAAGAUAAUUAUUUGAAAGAACGCGUUGAUAUCUGUAAGGCACAAGUGAAGGCUUGAUAUGAACGAUAACUAUGUCUCUAAAGGUACUAAAACAAUAAGUGGUAAAUGAGAAAAACACAAGAACAAUUCAUUGAAAAUUCAUUUUGUAAUUUAUUACAAAAUAAUGAAGUAUUUAGAAUCCCGUGUUUUGCGCACACGAUUCAAUUAAUUGUGAAGGACGGUUUACAUGAGAUAAAAUCAAUUUUACCAUCAUUAGAAAAAGUGUCAGCAAUUGCUAAACUUUCUCACACUAAUGCUAAAUUUGCAGAAAAACUGGAAUCAAUUAAAGUAUCACUACCUCGUGCUAUUGUCACACGAUGGAAUUCUCAAAUUUUAAUGGUUGAACGUAUUCUUGUUGUACCUACUCUUACAUUGAACGAAAUUUUAAUACAAUUAAAAUAUAAACAUUUAUGUUUUAAUUCACAUGAUUUAGAUGUAUUAAAUGAAUUUGUUUGUUUAUUAUCACUACUAGCUAAAGUAACAACAAGAACUCAACAGCAAAAUUCUCCAUCUAUUUCAUUAAUUGCUCCCAGUACUUUAGCCAUUUAUUCUGAUUUAAAAAAUGCAAAGAAUAAUAUUCGUUAUACAACAAAGUUGUGUGAUGCUUUAUUAUCAUCGUUAUUAUCAAGAUUUGGUGAUCUAUUAGAACAGUUAGAAAUCAAUCUGAAUGAAACAGGUGUUGAUUUCAAAGAAAACGAACGUCUUUAUGAUUUGUACAAAGAUCCUAUUUUUCUUUUUACACCAUUUCUUGAUGGUGUUUGUAAACAAUAUAGUUCAGUGCGAUAUAGUGCUACACUACUAUACAAUUUCGGAAUUUUCUGUACUAUGACUUCUCAACGUGAAAUGACUAUGACUACGCGAGGUCGACCACUGAUGGUUGACGGCGGAUAUUCAUAUGUAAAAGAUCGUCAAACGAAUAUAAAAGGUACUGGCUCUGGGAGAACCAUAAACGUUUUAACUGUCAUUAUAGUUUACAUACAUGUAAUUUAA